Molecule: messenger RNA, 1778 nt
Organism: Verruconis gallopava
Lineage: Eukaryota; Fungi; Ascomycota; Dothideomycetes; Venturiales; Sympoventuriaceae
Exons: 2
Coding region: 143-454 (103 amino acids)
Source: RefSeq, a predicted model, not a curated record
GCCUAUCUCUCUUCUUAAUCGGACAAGCUGCAUGUGGAUUCUGCCGAACUUUGAUUACCCGCCCUCGGUGACCGGAAAGCAUCUUCUUCUUACGUCUUGAUGUUAUUGAAAAUCACCUUCUGACUAUCUUCGCCCUGCCAUUAUGCAGGUCGCCCCCAAGGUCUCAUCUAAGCAUUGCGCCAUCUCUGCGCUUGCCAGCACGAGAGUGGACGUUGAACCUUUUCUCAUCAUUAUCCUAGACGCCUCCAAAGUCGGCCAUGGAGCUUCAGACAUGAUUUGCGGCAUUUCUGACAUACACAUGCAGCAAGCAACGGCGACGGCCCGUGCCCUAGAAAUGACCCCCGGGAACGAAGAACCGAACCUUAUGCGGGUACUAGUUGUAAAUCGAAGCACGACUUGCGGGCUCUGCGCACCUGCGAGGGUCAGCUCGCACCAGCCCUGCUGUGUAACAUGACCAUCAUUUACCAGCAAGCUCGCACGAGGCAGUUUUGAAGACGGUCACUUAGGUUUUCGACCAAGCCGCGACUCGCGCGAUGAGACUUUAGCAUCCUCGGAUCUGCUAGAGACCUCAAUUGCCCGUUGAGACUAGAUCUGCACCAGUUGUGCUUAGUGAAUGAAAUGCCAGCCUGGUCUCCUGCUCUUGCACAAUCAGUAUUGAUCUGACUGAGCACCAUUGAAUCAUUCAUUUGAGGAACUUUGAACUUUAUGUGACUUUCAGACAAGGCUGGCCAGGUUUCGUUCGCGUAACACGCUUGCUGUAUCAAACUAAAUGUUCGUCGGCUAUUGACGAAUAACUUUCUAGACAAAGCACUCGUGGCCGCUGUUCCUAGGAAAAUUCGAGUUGAGCUUGUUAAUAGGGAUGGAAAUGAAACUAAUGGAGAGUAGGAACAAUAAAAAUCCGCAUGGCCCUUUAGGUCCUUCCCUCAAGUGCAACAACGUCAAAAGUGGAGAUAAUGCAAUGAUUCAAGGCAGCUGCAUAAUUUCUCACUACUUCACUUGAGCCGAACAGUAACUAAAGCGCCCUAUCACUAUCAGAAAUGAAAAAAAAAACAGAGAUCGACAAGCUGCCGCUUGGGAACCACACAUUCUAUAAGGGAAGAAUGAAGCAGAACCUUUCCGUUUUGAGUCCCACCUGCAGCCUUUCUGUGUUUCGCGCUGUCUUAACUGGGUCCGAUUUGUGCAUGGAUGCGUGAUAUGUUGGUCGCUGUGUGGGAUACCUCUGGCUUGUCGCCACCAAUCUCACCGGCUGUGAAAACACUGACGGCGGGAGGAUUCCCGUCCCGCUGUGUAGCUAUUGAUCUAGGAUCUCCCGAGUUUGAGGCUGCGUUCGCAGACUCGUCUGUGGCUACUGAUAGGGAGAGUUAUGUUAAGCCAAGCAUUUCUUUUCAACCCUUAGCGAUUGAGCGGGAGAAUGAGAUGAUGAAGGCUUUGUUGCUCAUCAUUGGCAAAGGUACAACCGAAGUGGCCCGAAUUGCCGCGUGAUUUGACUUCGAACAAACAUGAGGAGAAUUCCAGUCCGCCGGGCCGGGUUCGUCGCGGAAUCCUAUCGGUGCGUCCGACGAAGCCCUAGGAUGGUCAAAUAUCUCAGCUAGGCGGUGGUUUGAGGGACGAUUUUUUAUUUCAAUGCGAAGUCCCUUGAAAAUAUGACGAGAGAAGGCAACGAAGUAGGCAUCGGAAUCGGGACUUCGUUUCGAGGAGGCUACUGCACUUGAAAGACGAGGAUGUCAACAGAUUCCAUCGCUGAAGGUAGCCGUCACUUCGUCCAAAAGCCUCUCCGU